CAUCAUGAAAAACCCCGCGAGUUUCCAACAUGAAUUGGUUUCUUCAGAGAGUAAACGACAUUGUAAAUCUAAAUGUUCAGUUGAUACUUGGCUAGAAUGCGUCGUCGAUUCCAAUUGAGAUUAUUUUGAAGGCGACGCCAUUUUAUUUUGUCUCUCGAGUCGAAUGCGAAGGCUACGACGUUGACAUACUUAUUAUCAGUAGUUGUAACUGAAAACAAUGGACGCUACUGGCGGUAUCGAUGAUAUGACAUAUACCUGUUUGUCUACUGUUUCGAAUGCUGCAAGUCAGUUUGAAAGUAAUUAUAAUAGCAGUAACCAGCAAGCCCAUGUCAUGUAUGUUAACACACCUCAGGAACCACAGGCUGGGAUAUCAUUCCACCCAGCUCAGUUGGGUAAUGGUGUGCCCACACACUCUGAAGCAAUAGGUAACUUCCAGAGUUCAACCGAGAUGAACUUCUUGCCGCAAAACUCUGGCGGUAACAAUGAGCGAAAUACACCAGUAUUAUAUCCAAGUGCUGCUCUUUCACUGCCCACCACAACUCAGUCUCCAAUCUAUCCAGCUCGCAAUGGUAGUGGAGGAGAUGCACAACCCAUAGCAACCAUGGCACAGUCGUCAACCACUGGUACCAUGCAAGCACAGGGACAACAACAAAAUAUUUACACAGGGCAUGGUAACUCAAGUGAUGCAGCUAACAAAGUGCAACCAAAUGGAGAUGUACGUCAGCAAUAUUAUCUCCUAAACAAUCCUGGUGCCAUGAAUGGUAAUAUUGACGUGGUCAAGACCAGUAGUUCACAGAGUAAUUUGGGACAAGGUGAUAAUGUGGCAAUAGAUGUUGGUGGGAAUCCACCUUUGAAUGGAGCUGCUAACAACACUGUUAUAUUAGUUGGUGCCAAUCAAGUUCCACUGCAGCUGGCUUCCGGAUCACAGUUAUUAUCCAUGUCCCAAGACAACAGAGGUCAUGUUGCUGUAGCCAAAGAAUUGCAAAGUAUGGAUCAAUCUGAAGAGCCUUUAUAUGUGAAUGCCAAGCAGUAUCACAGAAUAUUGAAAAGACGAGAGGCCAGAGCAAAGUUGGAGGCUCUUGGAAGAAUACCAAAACAAAGAAAGAAAUAUCUUCACGAGUCUCGUCAUCUUCAUGCAGUCAAUAGGAGAAGAAUGAUUGGAGGAAAAUUUGCAACCAAAAGUUAAUUUAUUGAACGAUCAUGUUUUCUGUUUUUAUAAAAGUUGAACUGAGUGCUAAAUUGCCCGAUAAUGCAGGGUAUCUCUUUAUUUGUAUGUAUUUUCAUUGGUUAAACUAUUAUUUAUUAAUAUUUGAUGAAAAAAUAAAGUUCACGAUA
Saccoglossus kowalevskii is the source of this 1335-nucleotide messenger RNA. RefSeq lists its product as uncharacterized. Lineage: Eukaryota; Metazoa; Hemichordata; Enteropneusta; Harrimaniidae. The record is from RefSeq and is a predicted model, not a curated record. Gene Ontology annotation, biological process: regulation of DNA-templated transcription. Gene Ontology annotation, molecular function: DNA binding; DNA-binding transcription factor activity. Gene Ontology annotation, cellular component: CCAAT-binding factor complex.